CUUCACUUUGCCUUCUGUUCUAAGCUGUGCCUGGUCACAACUUUGACCAGGACUUGCCUACCCAUCCUACCAGCAGCAUGAAGCCUGCGCUGUUUCUCCAGCUCCUGCUGUUGACUCACUUAGCAUCGCAGCUGGUGUCUGGGAGUCCCAAGCAACAUUUUAGGAGGUAUAUCUUGGAACCUCCACCCUGCCGAUCAGACCCGGAAAACUGUACCGAGUUCUGCACAUUACAGGAAGAUUGCCAACCAGGAUUUCAGUGUUGUUCUGCCUUCUGUGGUAUAGUUUGUACAUUAAACAAACAUGUAAACCGCGAAAGACCCAAAAUCAAAACCUUGAGAAACAACAGGGUUGGCGAGUGAGGCAUAUUUUCCAGAGCAUUUUGUUCCAUAUACGUUAGCUGUCAAAGACAAGUAUCGUGUGUCUGAUGUUUGAAAUAGCUUCUAAGAUGGAUCAAGGCAUAUUUAUGAAAAGCACUCCAUCCCUGAAAGACUGUGUGAUUAAACCAAAU
Messenger RNA from Odocoileus virginianus texanus, 508 nucleotides. It is a transcript of the gene WFDC13, whose product is annotated as WAP four-disulfide core domain 13. Lineage: Eukaryota; Metazoa; Chordata; Mammalia; Artiodactyla; Cervidae. The record is from RefSeq and is a predicted model, not a curated record.